Messenger RNA from Blepharisma stoltei, 1170 nucleotides. The record is from the annotation of a GenBank genome assembly. Lineage: Eukaryota; Ciliophora; Heterotrichea; Heterotrichida; Blepharismidae.
AUGGGAGCUAAGUGCUCAUGUUAUAAACAAGAAUCGUUUAAAGAAAGCCAAAUUACUAUCGAAAAGCCAAUUGGCGGAGUAAAAGACACAAGCUACGACUACAUUCAUCCUUCCACACCUGAAACUAAGCCCCAAUCUCCUAUAAAGAUGAACCUUUCCGACCUAAUUAAAUUGCAAAAUAUCGCCAGAGGGUACAUUGCCCGACGUCAAAUAAAAUCUGUUAAAGGCAGCCAAAUAACCCAAGUCCAAUUUCCAUCUCAAUCAGAACAUUCAAAAGAACCAUCUCCAGACAAUCUUUCAAAAUUCCAAGACAUCCCUUACAAGCCUCCUAUUAGAACAGAAUUAAAGCCAGCUCCAGAAUCCAAAACUCGUGAAUAUUAUAAUAAAUUUGUAGAGACCGCAGAGCGAAAUCUAGGCACCUACACAACAGGGGAAAUUUUUGAUGACCCCACACCUCGGAUUGAGCGAGGUCCAAUUGAAAUUGAAAAUAAAGCCAUUUAUACAGGUGAAUGGAACGACAAAAACCAACGGUAUGGCUUUGGCAUGCAGAUAUGAAAUGAUGGUUCUAAAUAUGAAGGAUUAUGAAAAAAUGACAUGGCAAAUGGAAAAGGAAGGCUAAUACACGCUGAUGGUGACGUGUAUGAAGGAGAAUGAAAAAAUGAUAAAGCCCAUGGAUUCGGGCUUUAUACACAUACUGACCUUACAAGAUAUGCCGGGAAGUGAGAAAAUGAUAAACAGCAUGGAAAAGGGGUAGAAACUUGACCAGAUGGAGCGAAAUAUGAAGGAGAUUAUUUUUACGGAAAAAAACAAGGAUAUGGAAAAUUUCGAUGGGGAGAUGGGAGUAUCUAUGAAGGAGAAUUUUAUAAUAAUAAUAUACAUGGAAAAGGAGCUUAUAAAUGAAGUGAUGAUAGGAAGUAUAGUGGGGAGUGAAAGGAUAAUAAAAUGCAUGGAAGAGGAGUUUUUACCUGGCCGGAUGGGAGGAAAUAUGAUGGGGAGUAUAUUGAAGACAAAAAGCAAGGGUUUGGAGUUUUUAAUUGGCCUGAUGGAAGAAAAUAUGAAGGAUAUUGGUUUAACGGCAAACAACAUGGAAGGGGUAAGUAUUGGACUGCACAAGGAGUCGCGAGAGAGGGAGAGUGGAAAGAGGGGAAAAGGGUAAAAUGGGAUAUUUAA